Molecule: messenger RNA, 357 nt
Organism: Lycium barbarum (goji berry)
Lineage: Eukaryota; Viridiplantae; Streptophyta; Magnoliopsida; Solanales; Solanaceae
Exons: 1
Coding region: 1-357 (118 amino acids)
Source: RefSeq, a predicted model, not a curated record
AUGGAAAGUUUACUGACCAGAGAUAGACUAAUGAAGUGGGGAGCAAUUGAUUCAGCUGGUUGUCCCUUGUGUUACCACAUCAAUGAGUGCCAUGAUCACUUAUUCUUUGCAUGCUCCUACUCAUUUGGGGUCUGGAGUAAACUGUUACGGUUGCAGAGCAUUCAUAGAACUGCAAAGAAUUGGCAGGAGGAGAAACAAUGGGCUGCUACAUAUGCAACUGGGAGAAGUGUGAAGGCUGAAAUCUACUGGAUGUGCUUAGCUGGGGCUAUUUAUCAUGUAUGGUUAGAAAGGAAUUCUCGUGUAUUUCGAGAAGGACAAAUGGAGGAAAGAGCUAUGGUGCGACAGAUUAUUCAAUAA